Molecule: messenger RNA, 1354 nt
Organism: Chaetomium strumarium
Lineage: Eukaryota; Fungi; Ascomycota; Sordariomycetes; Sordariales; Chaetomiaceae
Exons: 2
Coding region: 297-1070 (257 amino acids)
Source: RefSeq, a predicted model, not a curated record
GUUCUAGACGUUUCCAGCCAAGCUCAGUUAGCAUCAUGAGAAUUCAAGACAACCAGCCAGCUAUUUCACGGGCAGUGCUGUGAUAUUGAACCCUCGUUGCAAACGUUCGCAAAUUCAACAUUCCUGAGCCGAAAUAUACAAGUGCCUAGUACAUCGAAGCUCACCAUCUCAAACACCAACCAGCCAGGCCAAGUCAGAGCCAGCCACCAGUCUUCAUCUGCAAAGACUAGCAUCCUCGGAAGGGCAGGCAGCGCUGACCCGCUCCUGCACCAACACCUUUUUGGCUCAAUUUCUCAAUGCCCAUCCGCAUCCCACCAACCCGACCUCAGGCUUGGUGCAGACCGUCAACAAUCAUCCUCAGCCGAGCGCCCCUGGUCCGACCCCCACGGACACGGACACAACAACCAUCACCGCUUCCAGCCGUCUACCUGCGGAAGAUGAGCAGCAGCACCGUCAGCCCAGGUACCACGACAGCCCCGGGCAGCAGCAGCGGCCCCGCACCGGCCGCGAGCACGUCACCGCGCCCCGGUAGCUCACCAUCACACAUGUCAGCCGCCGCAGGUGCAGGUGCAGGGGGUGCAACACCCGCCGCCGCGACAGCGUCAACAGCACCAACAGCAGCUGCCCACAACCAGCCGCCGCCCACCGUUGAGAUCGAGAACGAAGAUCAGGGCAACAACAACACCUCAAAGAAUGGGAGCGAUGGCGCAAUCCCGACUUCAUCAUCAUCAUCACCAUCAACUUCUGAAUCUUCUUCCGCCGUCCUUCCUGCACUACCCGCCCCAGAAGACGCUACUAGUAACGGAGCAGAAGGAAAAAACGGCCUCCGCACGGUGGUGGUCAACGGGCAGGCGGUGGCGCUGGACAACCUGGGGCCGAUGGUGGUCGGGCGGGACGGGACGGUAUCGCGGAUCGCCAACUGGGCCGAGAUGAGCGAGAUCGAGCGGCAGAACACGCUGCGGAUCCUGGGCAAGCGCAACCAGCUGCGGCUGGCCAACCUGCGCGCGGGCUUGCCUGCUGAUCAGAAGCCUGCUGCUGCUGCUGCUGCUGCUGCUGCUGCUGACUCGUGAGUCCUGACUCCUGAGGGGGGCAUCUUAGUUGUUUAUGUAUUGUAUAUGCAUGUAGAUUUAGAAACCUGGAAGGGAAGGGGGGGUUGAUGUUAAAGACGGUAAGAUAGCUAAGGUAGAUAAGAGUUGGGUCGGGUGGAUUUUUAAGAUGUAGAGGAGAUGCGGUGGCUUUUUUGUUAGAUCCACUGGCCAAGCAAAACCAGCCUGCGGUCUGCUGUAUUUGCAUUGUGUUUGUAUGUACGAGACGACAAGAAUAUCAGACAUGUUUAAGGCAAGAACGUAAUACA